AUGUCGCCCGAGGAGCUCAACGUGCUGCAGGUCCACUGCCACCCCAACGAGCCGCUGUCGGCCGACGACCUGCGGUUCUUCCUCGACAAGUACGAAUCGGAGGGCGGGCGUCUCACGCUGCGGGGCUUCCUGGCGCUGUACUACCGCGAGGCCUACCAGCACCCCAAGCACAGCUGGGACGAGCUCCAGCGGCUGGGCUACGACUCGGAGCUGGCCAUCACCGAGCAGACGGCCGGCCAGUGGUGCAAGGCCUCGCGAUGGACACGCGCCAUGGACGAGCAGCUCGUCGAGCUCGUCAACUACCUCUCCGAGAAGUCCGGCAAGAAGCCCCUCGACCUCCUCCCCGAGGACGUCGACAUCACCACCGACAUCGAGCGGCAGCAUUACGACAAGCUGCGCCAUGUGCCGUCGGUGGCGUUGAAGCUGCGGUUCCUGUGCGUCCAGCAGUUCAACGUGCUGGUGAGCAAGGCCCUCCCGUUCGUCGACCUCACGCAGCACGCGGUGGAGGGCAGCCUCGCCCGGAAGCUGAGCCUGCUGCGGCACCUGAUCUUCUACCUCACCAAGGUCGAAUUCCUCGACUCCAUCCUCGCCCGCACUGCUGCCACCCGCCCUCCUCCCUCCAUCUCCAUCUCGCGCCUCAAGACCCUGUCGAUGUCGGCCGACGCGGCGUCGCAGGAGAAGACGGUGUUCAUGCAGGUCUACAAGCAGCUGGGCCACCUCGACCCGGCGUGCCUCCGCCAGAACGAGCGCGCGUUCAAGGUCACCCUCCGCGGCGAACGCGUCGAAGGCGAAGUCGGUCCGUACCAGGAGACGAUCUCGCAGCUGUGUUCCGAGCUGCAGCCCGAAGAGGCCAUGGAGCCCGGCAGUGAGAGCACCUCGACGUCGACCUCCACGUCGACGUCCACCGGUGAGCAGCAGUCGGACCAGCAGCAGCAGCCGGAGGAGGUGCUGCCCCUGUUCGUGCCGUGCCCGAACCGCCAGCAGGCCAUGCAGACCAUCGGCGUGGGCGAGAACCGCGACAAGUUCAUCCUCAAGCCCUCGUCCAACUCGCCCGAGCACCUCCGCAUGUUCGAGUUCCUGGGCAAGCUCAUGGGCAUCGCAGCGCGCACGAAGAGCAUUCUGUCGCUCAACCUGCCGGCCCUGUUCUGGAAGCCGCUGGUGGGCGUGGAGCCGACGCUGCAGGACCUCAAGGCCAUCGACUACUCCACCAUGGAGUCCCUGCAGCGCAUGACCGAGAUGGACAAAGACCUCUUCCAGGCCUCCAUCCUCGAAAACUUCACCACCAGCCUCAGCGACAAGACCAUCGUUGAGCUGGUGCCGGGCGGCAAGGAGAGGCCGCUGACGUACGAGGACCGGAAGGAGUACGUGGCGCUGGCGCAGCAGACGCGACUGCACGAGAGCGACGCCCAGAUGAAGGCCCUCGUCAAGGGCGUCAGCACCCUGGUGCCCACGCCGCUCCUCAACCUCUUCACCUGGCAAGACCUCGAGAUGCGCAUCUGCGGCCGCACCGAAAUCAACCUCGACGUCCUUCGCAGGUACAGGGCGGGCGUGACGGAGCAGGACGCGCACAUCCGGCACUUCUGGAAGGUGCUGGAGGACUUUGGCCACCACGAGCGGAUGCUGUUCCUGCGGUUCGCCUGGGGUCGCCAGCGGCUGCCCUCCGAGGCCGAGCUCAAGAACGAGCCCAUGAAGAUCUUCCCCUUCCCGUGCGACAACGCCGACGUCCGCCUCCCGCACGCCGAGACCUGCUUCUUCAACAUCAAGCUCCCGGCCUACACGAGCGUGCAGGUGAUGCGCGAGCGCCUGCUCUACGCCAUCACCCACACCAAGACCAUCGACGCCGACCUCGACCAGGAGGACAACAUCCAGGACCUGCUCGCUCGCGGCGGACGCGGUCGGGGCCGAGGCGGCCGCUUCCUGGGCGGGCUAAGCGCCGCCAUGUUCGGCCGCAGCCCCUUCGGCGACAUCUCCUCCCCGCCCCUGUCCCGUUCCCGUGGCGGUGGCCGAGGUGGCCGCGGCGGCUUCAUCUAG
This is a messenger RNA of Acanthamoeba castellanii str. Neff, 2031 nucleotides long. RefSeq names its product HECTdomain (ubiquitin-transferase) domain containing protein. The coding region runs from base 1 to 2031 and encodes 676 amino acids. Gene Ontology annotation, molecular function: ubiquitin-protein transferase activity. NCBI's taxonomy places the organism in Eukaryota, Discosea, Longamoebia, Acanthamoebidae. The record is from RefSeq and is a predicted model, not a curated record. The transcript is spliced from 7 exons.